GAUCUAUUAACCUUGCCUUAAAUCCACCGUAGACAAACGGAAACCGGAAGGACAGAGCUUCUGCAACUUUUUAACCAAACAUUUGAGAAUAGCUACAUGUUUGGAUGUGUUCUAUUGAGUCUAUAAUGGAGAGAGAUAUAGGAACAAUAUAUGCUAUAAGGGCUGUUGGGUGAGUAUGUACGUGUACUUUGAAAACUGAUUAGAUAAUGUCUGCUAUCUAGCUAAGAGAUGUCGUACUGCACGUGCCAGAUGGGGUAGACAAGUAAACAGCACAAAAGUAACUUAGCUAGUCGCUGAGAGGCUCAGUUUCAUAAGUAUGAUUUCGCUACGGUGUGUUUUCUGAACCUUAACUAUCUAUCUAUCUAGCUAUUACACGUGUUGGUUGAUCUCGGUCAUUACUUUAACAUUAUGUCAGGUACACAAGCAGUGUCUGUGUCAGACGGUGCAGGUGUGAUGAGCUUCCUUGUCCGCUGCUCACUUGGCUGGCGUCAGAAUUGAGGGCUGUCUGCUCAGAGUUACAGGGUAUGACAUUACAACUAAGUAAUCAUGCAAUUGUACAUUAUACAAGGGUAGCAACUAGCAGGUGCACAUACAGACCACAUAAUAUAUAUAUUUUGAUGUUUUAUUGUCACAUACACAGACAGAAAGACUGGUGUUGUCCUAGUGGGGGAGUUGCGGACCCUGCUGACCGAGUUACUUUGUCCCUACGCUGCACUGACCACAGAUACACUGAGUCCUCCUCUCCUCAACAGAGUCACUGGUGAGAGAGAUUAGGCAGGUGGGAGUUCUUGAAAUGUCAAUAAAAUGUUGAAGUGAAUGAUAUGAGUUUGUAUUGUUGAUGCUAUUGUCCUUAUGGUCUUAUUUGCAGAGUUCAUGGUGUCAGAAUUACAAGCAGCACGCAUACUUCAACAGAAAGAAUUACAUCCAGAGGAUGAGAAGAUUGAAGGUAAAUCUGAGAAAGAGCAGAGAGCGGAAGAUCCCAGCAUUGUCGAUAAAAAGAACUGGUGUCAAGAAUAUGAAGAUGGCCAGGAGAUGGAACAAGGGGACAGGAAGGAAGAAACAGAGAGUGAAUUGGCUCUGUUGCUUCAAACCUUAAACAUGGAUGAGUCUUCUCGGCUUACAGAUGUGUGCCAUCAGGUAAGGAUGAGAUGGACUCCGACAGGAAUGUGAUAUGAAAAGUGUCUGCAGAAUUUUGUUGUUGAUACAGUGCACACUUCUCUCUCACGCUUUACUAUUCAGGUGGAGUCACGUCUUGCGGUAUUGCCGUGUGGCGAUAUGACAGAACCUCUGCUGGACACCAAUCUCAACUCUGCGCAAUGGGUAGGUUUUCAAAGGAGGGGGUGGUUUUCCUCAUGAGAGUGCUGAAGAAUGUUCAGUGUAUUUGUAGCCUUAUUUGUUCACCAGGUUAUUAAUUUCUCUGUCGGUUUUUCCACCCAUUUAGAGGCAAGUCCAGAAGAUAAAUCAGGCUCUAUUAGAGGACUACCAGUGUCGACGCCAAAUGAUGAUCAAACGUUUUCAGGUCACACUUCAGUCCUUUGCCUGGGGAGAGAAGGAAAAGGUAUGCAACAAUGCCUCUCUACGAAAAGUUACUUGAUAUGCAGGCUAAAUCGAUAGUGGGUGUACAAAAUGGUACACUCAAUGUAUGUCCACAUUAAAAGCACUAGAGUGCAAAUAUUUAAUUGUAGUCAAUGGGACGCAAGGCCACGUCGAGCAGAACUAGCAGUCAUGUGCACAGCACAGAAAUGGACUUUGUUCCUAUCUGCACAGCUUCAGGGAGCAAGCUGCACCCCAUGUCGAACAGUCUAUACUCUAUAAGGCGUUGCCAGUGCUGACCUUUGGAUCAUAUCUGCUAGAUAUGGUAGUGUGAUAAGAUCUCCAACUCCUAAGGACCAUAUUCAAUCAGACCUGGGUCUCCAGAAUAAGUCCAAUAUAAAAAUUGUCUGGAGUUGCAAGAAUCCACAGUUGUACUCCACCAAAAAAUAUUACAGUAUAUAACAAAAAUAACUUAAACAUGCCCUUUUCUUGCAUGGGCGGAAUGUCCCCCCCCCCCCCCCCCCUGGAUACCAGAUGACAGGUUUUCAUUGAAAAGGGUCAGACAGAGGAUCUUGAGAGGGAGAAUUUUUGCAGGGAACAGCAAGUUAAGGCAUGUCAGUCAGGAGCAAAACGUUGAAGUCCUCAGAUGUAAAAUCAAGGAAGAGGACUGAGAGUUUCACCAUGGUGACAUGAAGUGUGAAGAGGUGUGAUGAGCAACUGAACUUUUUGCAUUCAGUGAGCAUUUACAGAGGGCGCAGCGAUGAAGUCAGAACCAGGAAGUGUAGUUCCACAGUCAGCAAGAAAAUGAGGAUGACAAUCUGUGUAAGUCAGAGUUCACUUUUUGCAUAUUUAUAUGAAUAUAGACUUUUGACAGUAACACAGAUCGCAAAAAUAUAUUGUUUAGUUUUAUAUUCCUUUAUUGUUCGUAGAUACAUGUAUAUUAAUGGUAAACCUGUUUCCAUGUUCUCCACAGGAGCGCAGUGAAGUGCUUGCCUCAAUACCUCCCCUCUCAUCACUUCCCCUCGUAUCCCAAGUCUCCGUGUCUCUUCUGCUUGCAGCAAGAAAAGAUCAAUCUUACAUUUUACCAGUAAAGGCAGGGGAAAGCACUGCAGUCUACAAGGUAUGCUAUAGCUAACUAGCUCUGAGUUUUGUUAGAUUUUUUUUUUUUAUGAAGUUAAAGAGAUGAACUAUUCUGAUUCAUCUGUCUUCUCCUCUGUCUCUGUGAAGGUAUUGAUGGGCAGUGUACCAGACCGGGGUGGACGGCCAGGAGAAAUUGAGGCCCCCAUGCCCAUGUGGGAGGGACGGAGAGAGGGAGGAGGGAGGGGGCGUGGAGGAGGACGUGGACGUGGAGGGCCACGCGGAGGGGGCGGUCAGCAACGACAUAACUUUUCUGGGAAAAAGAGAAACAAACGAGAGUAA
Messenger RNA from Coregonus sp. 'balchen', 2952 nucleotides. NCBI's taxonomy places the organism in Eukaryota, Metazoa, Chordata, Actinopteri, Salmoniformes, Salmonidae. The record is from the annotation of a GenBank genome assembly.